Messenger RNA from Cyprinodon tularosa, 2962 nucleotides. RefSeq names its product calcium binding protein 39 (gene cab39). The transcript is spliced from 9 exons. The record is from RefSeq and is a predicted model, not a curated record. Lineage: Eukaryota; Metazoa; Chordata; Actinopteri; Cyprinodontiformes; Cyprinodontidae. Gene Ontology annotation, biological process: intracellular signal transduction. The coding region runs from base 220 to 1245 and encodes 341 amino acids. Gene Ontology annotation, molecular function: protein serine/threonine kinase activator activity.
ACUGCUAUGCUAAGAAAAACCCAGGAGGUAACAGGGACCGACGCACAACUAUCAACAGUGAGAUAAGGGGAGUUGACCUGCGAGCAAAACAAAGCCCCUUUUCUUCCACGGAGAACCCGAGUUGCCUUUUGCAGUCCAAAACAUAUCGGAAAAUACACUGAAAACGUCACCCAAAAGGUGGACUGUCCGCUGCCUGGUCACUCGUGGUAACGCUCCGCCAUGCCUUUUCCCUUUGGCAAGUCCCACAAGUCACCGGCGGACAUCGUCAAGAACCUUAAGGACAGCAUGACGGUGCUGGAGAAGCACGACAUCUCGGAUAAAAAGGCUGAGAAGGCUGCAGAGGAGGUGUCGAAGAGCCUGGUAGCCAUGAAGGAGAUCCUGUAUGGGACGAAUGAGAAGGAGCCGCAGACGGAAGCAGUGGCCCAGCUAGCCCAGGAGCUCUACAACAGCGGCCUGCUGAGCACGCUGAUCGCAGACCUGCAGCUCAUCGACUUCGAGGGAAAGAAAGAUGUAGCACAGAUCUUCAACAACAUCUUGAGGCGCCAGAUUGGUACUCGGACACCUACUGUAGAGUACCUGUGUACCCAGCAAAACAUCCUUUUCAUGUUGCUGAAAGGGUACGAGUCCCCAGACAUCGCCCUGAACUGCGGCAUCAUGCUGAGGGAGUGCAUCAGACACGAACCCCUGGCCAAGAUCACUCUGUGGUCGGAUCAGUUCUACGACUUCUUCAGAUACGUGGAGAUGUCCACCUUUGACAUCGCCUCAGAUGCAUUUGCCACUUUCAAAGACCUUCUCACAAGACACAAACUACUGAGUGCCGAGUUUCUGGAGCAACAUUACGACAAAUUUUUCAGUGAAUAUGAGAAGUUGCUGCACUCAGAAAACUACGUGACUAAACGGCAGUCCCUCAAGUUGCUCGGCGAGUUGCUCCUCGACAGGCACAAUUUCACCAUAAUGACAAAAUAUAUCAGCAAGCCAGAGAAUCUCAAGCUAAUGAUGAAUCUGCUGCGAGACAAGAGCCGCAACAUCCAGUUUGAGGCUUUUCACGUGUUUAAGGUGUUUGUGGCCAACCCCAACAAAACGCAGCCCAUCCUGGACAUCCUGCUGAAGAACCAGACCAAACUCAUCGAGUUUCUCAGCAAGUUCCAGAACGACAGAACAGAGGACGAACAGUUCAAUGACGAAAAGACUUACUUAAUCAAACAGAUCAGGGACCUGAAGAGGCCCGCGCCGCAGGAGGCCUGAGGGGGGCGCACAGAAGGGCAAGGACGGAGCCGCCAGGACCGAGUCUGGGGAAGCAUCCAGACGGCGUCUGCCUAAUGGACCCAUCGCCAACAGCUGCUCUGGUUUUUGAACAAAAACUGAGGAUCAAAUCAAUAAAAAAACAAAACAAACCCACAUCAGCUCACCAGGAAGUCGUCAGCUCCUCUGCCCCCCCCCUCAGAACAUUUAAUAUGUUUUAUUUCUUUCAAAAGAUGUCAGAAAAAAAUAAUAGAUGCUGCUGAUUUUUUAAGUUGCCACAUGAGUUCAUCACCGAAAGAACAAAUCCAAUGCAUUGUAACUAAGGCAGGCUAAUUGAGAGGUGGAUACGCACACAGGCUUAUCCUAAUUAAACAUGCACACACUGAAUGUCAUCAAAGACAUUAAGAUAAGCGGUACGAACAGGAGCAUCAGAACUACGGUUGCAUGCCUUUAAAUAAGACUCCUCCACGGCUGUCCCUGGUGUUACGGCUGCAACAUCUGGGCUCUGCAUCCAAAUCAACAUGCAUCCCAGCAGCUGCUUUAGUUGCAUCUUGGCCUUCAUCUAACAAAGCAACUGUGGCGUGUUUUACAAGCUCUCAGAUGCCAUCAGAACCAUUUAUUACCUCCUGUGUGCUUUCUAACAGCACUUGAAGCACAGUAGGAGAAGAGAGGGAUGUAAGGGAUGAAGUAGUUAAAGGCCAGGAUUUGGCUCCUUUAUUUUUUAAUUAUCUGGGACAGGGUGAUCGUGUACAUAUGCCUUUUUUUUUUUUUUUUGCUUUGUAGAGUUUUGUUUAACCUUGACAUAAAAAUAUAUAUUAUAUAUAUAUACGUUACCUUAAACAAGCUGUUUUUGGUUAUUAAGUCACUUUCUGGAGCAAAAAGAAAGUGACAGUUUGCAUUUCAUUUACUGCUGAAAUGAUAACUGGUGGGUUUAACUUUGUACAUAAUUUAAAGGGCCAGCUCACAUUUAGCUAACCUAUAGGAUCUUUUAACAAUUUGUACAGCAGAGGAAUGUCAUGGUAAUGGCUCUGGGUCCGUUCGUUUUGUUUUCCCUUCAUCUACGUUUUGAGGAUCUCUGCAGAAAUUAUGCAGGGAGCGUUGCAGAUGGGGGAGUGUAGGGAAGAGCAGAGCAUUAACAUUAAAUUGUGCGCGUUUGCACUUGGUGAGGUGCUGGGUGAUUAAUUUCUCCUUACUUGGAGCAGUUUUCUUCUCCUUCCUGUUGUCUUACCGCUUUGGUGAGUAACAGAGUGCCAUGUUAACCCCCGCUGUUUGAGAGCUUCAAGUGGGACCUGAUUAUAACUCUUAUCAUCACCCCUUUCUUUGUGUUUUGAGCCUUCUAUAAUUCCAGUAUAAUGGUGAGUGUAAAGCAUUGUGGGUAGCAGAGUGUUUUGGUGUGUGCUGAAGCUGAAGACAGCUGAUUAAACAACAUAUCGUCUUCAUUUGCAGUGAGAUUCUCGGUGUAAUGUAAUCAGAUAACACUACUGUAAGAGGCCGACGCUCCAUUCGAUCACUCUGAACAUGCAUGCUGCUCCUCUGGCUGUGCAUGAUGCUGAACUAAAGAUUGUACUGGAAUUGCCCCGUCCCCUUCCCUUCCAGCUUUAGACAGUAUUGAAACGACAACAUGAACCCUUGCUGACUUUCGGCAGUGACUGUGUGGGAGCUUUCUGAUGUGUCAAAGGCCUGGGCCCAACGAUUCAAUAAACAUUUGAGAUAAAACACA